Messenger RNA from Thalassophryne amazonica, 5001 nucleotides. RefSeq names its product solute carrier family 9 member A1a (gene slc9a1a). The record is from RefSeq and is a predicted model, not a curated record. Gene Ontology annotation, biological process: regulation of pH; sodium ion transport; proton transmembrane transport. Gene Ontology annotation, cellular component: membrane. NCBI's taxonomy places the organism in Eukaryota, Metazoa, Chordata, Actinopteri, Batrachoidiformes, Batrachoididae. Gene Ontology annotation, molecular function: sodium:proton antiporter activity.
GGGACACGUACGUCCCCUGACUACUCCUCAACUCCUCCUCCAGCUUUAAAGCGGAGUUGGAGGGUGUGUUUUUUUGCGGGGUUAAACACCGUUGCGGAAAGACGGUGCUGGCAGUCGGUUCACGAGCCCAGACGAAACCUCUGGAACCGGGAGGAGCAGACCACGCUCUUCCCUGUGACUUCAGCCUCCGACGUGGUCUUGUUCUCUCGGUUAGACGGUGGAAAUGCCGCAUACACGAACAGUAAGAGCACACAAUUGAACUCAUUAGUGUGUAAAAAUGCAGAGCUGCGGCGGGGUUUGUCUCCAAGGUCAGUGUCUGAGCACCGUCACCGUCCUGAGGACUUUUGUCCGCGAGAGGAGGCGCGGAGGAGCCGCCGCUGCCGUGUGUUUGUCGCCUCCAGCAUCAACGCUGUCAUCUUUCACCGAGCAGGACGUCGACCAGACUCACUGACGCACAAACUUAACGAGACGCGGUUUUACUUUACUUUACAUCACGGUGUCUGUAAUAAAAGAUUAAAAACGAUAAUUUCACCGGAGCCAUUUCCUGCCUGACGUUUAACCUGCUACGGCGCUGAAGCUAGCUAAGGCGUCUGUGAGCAGCACGUACUUGGUCGGACUUUCCUCUGAGUUGGCACCAUGUCCUGGAGGACCGGUGUCCACAGCCCGGCUGCGUUCGGCAGCACUUUCCUGGAGCGGGGGCUGCUCCUGUUCCUGGUUCUGGUCUUUCUGGAGGGUUCCGUGCUUCCUCUCGGAGCUUCGAGCUCCCCUGAUGUCACCCACAAGGAGAGUUCGGACACCCACGGAGCAUCCACAGGAGGGCACAACACCACCCACACCAAAAAGGCCUUCCCUGUCCUGAACGUGGACUACCCCAACGUAAAGGUUCCGUUUGAGAUCUCACUGUGGGUGCUGCUGGCCUCUCUGAUGAAAUUAGGUUUCCAUGUGAUCCCCCGUCUGUCCAACAUUGUGCCAGAGAGCUGCCUGUUGAUAACUGUUGGCCUGAUUGUUGGGGGAAUCAUCAAGCUAGCUGGAGAAAAGGUGCCCCCUGUGCUGGAUUCCAGAUUGUUCUUUUUCUGUCUCCUGCCUCCCAUCAUCCUGGAUGCUGGCUACUUCUUGCCCAUACGUCCCUUCAUGGAGAACUUGGGCACGAUUCUGAUGUUCGCAGUCGUGGGCACGCUGUGGAAUGCUUUCUGUGUCGGGGGUUUGCUCUACGCCGUGUGUCAGAUCCGGACAGCAAAUCCAUCAUACCUUAAUGACAUACAGCUUCUGCAUUGCCUGUUAUUUGGUUCCAUUAUCUCAGCUGUAGAUCCUGUUGCUGUGCUGGCUGUGUUUGAGGAGAUCCACAUUAAUGAACUGCUGCACAUCCUAGUUUUUGGAGAGUCACUACUCAAUGAUGCUGUCACUGUGGUACUAUACCACCUGUUUGAUGAGUUUUCCAGAAGUUGCAUAGUGACAGUGAUGGACGGCUUCCUUGGGUCAUCGGCUGCUGUGGUUGCACUGGGUGGUGUGUCUGGUUGGCGCCAUCUAUGGAACCUGGCAGCUUCACCAACGAUUCACCUCCCUAUACGCGUCAUUGAGCCACUCUUUGUCUUUCUGUACAGUUACAUGGCUUACCUGUCAGCUGAGGUGUUCCACCUCUCAGGCAUCAUGGCGCUAAUAGCAUGUGGGGCAGUGAUGCGACCGUAUGUGGAGGCAAAUAUAUCCCACAAGUCUCACACCACCAUCAAGUACUUCCUGAAAAUGUGGAGCAGCGUCAGUGAGACACUCAUUUUCAUCUUUUUGGGUGUGGCCACGGUCGAUGGACCGCAUGCCUGGAACUGGACCUUUGUCACUGUCACUGUGCUGCUGUGUCUGGUGGCAAGAGUUAUAGGUGUGAUUUGUCUGACCUUCGUGAUCAAUCGGUUCCGAAUUGUCAAGUUGACCACCAAGGACCAGUUUAUUAUUGCCUAUGGUGGCCUGCGAGGAGCGAUUGCCUUCUCCCUGGGAUUCCUGCUUAACGGUCAUCACAUUCCCAAGAGAGAAAUGUUCCUUACUGCCAUCAUCACAGUUAUUUUCUUCACCGUCUUUGUUCAGGGAAUGACCAUCAAACCUCUGGUAGAGCUGCUGGCGGUGAAGAAGAAACAGGAAGCCAAACGCUCUAUUAAUGAGGAGAUUCACACCCAGUUCCUUGACCACCUGCUGACUGGAAUCGAGGACAUCUGUGGGCACUAUGGACACCACCACUGGAAAGACAAGCUGAACCGCUUCAACAAGAAGUAUGUGAAGAAGUGCCUGAUUGCAGGCGAACGCUCCACGGAGCCGCAGCUCAUCGCCUUCUACCAUAAAAUGGAGAGGAAACAGGCCAUCGAGCUGGUGGAGAGUGGAGGAGGAGUCAAACUGCCUUCUAUGCCUUCCACUGUUUCCAUGCAGAACAUACACCCCAAGAAACCUCCUGCUGAGCCUACAGCGAGAGCACUACCACAGUUACCUAAAGGCAGGGAGGAGGAGAUCAGGAAGGUCCUGAGGAAUAAUCUUCAGAGGACACGGCAGAGGCUGCGUUCCUACAACAGACACACUCUGGUGGCUGAUCCAUACGAGGACAGACUGAAUGAGUUAUUUCUCAAGAAGCAAAAGAUGAUCGAGCUGGAGAAAAAGAUAAAAGAGAUGAAUAACUACCUGACUGUGCCUGCUGUACCCCCGGAAUCCCCAACCAUGCGCAGAGCCAGAUUGGCCUCAGGUAAAGGUACUGAUUUCAAACCUGCUCAGCAGCAAAAAGAGGACAAAAUCUGUCCAGACCCGCAAGCCUACAACGUGAAUCCGUUGUCAGACGACAUACCCACCAUCCAGAUCGAUCCGGCCUCUCCUGAAUCUUCUGAGUGUGUUAGUCCGAUAGAUGAGUCCGGACAGGCCAGUCAGCAGCAGCAGGAGGAUGAGGACUCCGGCUUAAUGAUGAAGCCUCCCCCAGGACCAAGUGAUCCCAACAAACCGGCACAGGGUUCCAGAGACGUACAGAAGCUGAUGAGGUGCUUGAGUGACCCUGGUCCCAGUGCAGAUGACGAGGAGUUGGAAGAUGAACCCUUCCUGCCGUAAAAUUGCUCUGCCCACCAGCUGCGUGUCCACCUCCAUUGCUUAAAGGAGAUAGUGUUGGUGCCUCCUCUCAAUGAUCCAUUUGGUUUAGAAACUAAACAAGCCAAAACUGAACGCUGUACAAACCAGAAUCUAAAUGCAAAGAGAAGAAACGAGAGCCGUCAUUGCCCCUUAUUUAUUUUUUUUUUUUUAGUCGAAUGGAGCAGCGGUUUCUGCUUUCUGGGAGAUUGUAGAGCUAUCAUGUCUGAUUGUCUGAAACAUUCAGGAAAGAACUAUGCAUUACCAAAGGUUUGACUGUUUUGCUCUUUAUUUUGUUUUUCCUUCUCAAUGUUUGUUUUUUUAGUUAUUUCUAUCUUCUAAGCUGUGUUCUCUAAGAUGCUGGGCUUUGGUUCUGUAUAUCACAAACAUAUCAAAUGUCUUCAGUUUUCAUUUCUAACAUACUUGAGUUUUCUAUAUUUGUUUUAAGCCAAUGGCCACCAAAACCUUUCACAUGAAAAUUGGGUGUUUGCGUUCAGUCACUCCAUAUUGCUGGAUAGUUGGAACUGUAGUGGAGCAUGUUUCACUUUAAUUUAUGUCAAUCAAUCUUUUCACUUUUUGUCUUUUUUCAUUUUGUUAAUACUCCAUUUUCAGGGGGACUAGCAUCUGUAAUUCAGUGCAAGCUACUCUGUUUCAUUGUCUGUGGGAUGUUUUAAAAAAACAGAACACUUCUUAUAUAGGCGUUCUUGAAGAGUAUCGAGGAAUGUGCUCACUAAUCCCAGAGUUUGCAGCUGCAAUCUCAAUAAUCUAAAAUCAUGUCCAAUUUCUAUGCUACAAACACCUUUUUAAAACAUCAAAACUCAUUUGUUUUUAAUUGUUACAUUAAACACUCACUGAAGCUAAGCUGUCUUACAAAACUGCUGGUUGACCAGCCUUAAUGAUGUGCAUGUGAGCCCGACAUCGCUGUUUACGAGGGCUGAAUGUGUCCAUUUACUCCUCACAACGUUCAUCAAACACUAGACUUUAAACGUAAUGGCAAAUUAAAAAAAGAAUUCUAUGCAGUAUAAAUGUGUAUCGUGUAAAUGAGUUAGAAUACUUUUUUAUUUCUUAAACACCCUUUAAAAACUAAUAUUGUAAUCCUGUAAACAUGCAAAACACAGGCAAAGCGUCCUGCGUUAAAGCCACUGACAUAAAACCUGGGCAUUAAGUUAAAUGGUAAUAAAAAAUAAGCAUUUUUGCUGGGUGGGACAUUAUUAGCAUGCAAAUAUGUAGUUUUUGUAUCACUGUGGUGUCGUGUGCUGUGCCACAUACGGUCAGUGUUCAUCAUUCUGACCUGCUUAGUGGGAUAGAAAAUAACAAAGCUUACUGUAUUUUUUUAUUUUUAUUUUAUGUCUUUGCAUUCAGAGCAGCAAAGAGCCACACGGCCGGUAACGAUUUGACCCGAGUUGAACGUAGCCUUCAUACUGAGCUCAGCGCAGAGAGCACACUUUGGCUUGGAAACACAAUCCUGCUCUGAAGGGGGUUAACUGAGUCACUGUUCCAGUUUUCUGGCUGUUUUCUAGGUGUUAGUGACCAUUGAAUCCUUCCUGAUCCUCUUAGGCUAUUGCCUUACACCCACCGCGCUCGCAUUACAGCUGAGGGGAGAGAGCAGAACCCACCAGGCGCCUUCAUGUUCCUCCUCCUCCUCUUAAGCUUCUGGGAAAUGGCUCGCUGCGGUGAGUGCUGCCUUGUGUAGCAACCACCUAUUUUUCCUGCACGUGCUCUUUUCUAGCCACCUAUUUUUCCUGCACGUGCUCUUUUCUAUCCAGGUAUGUGUGAAAUCUCUCUGGGAGUGCGACGCAACCUCCCUUCCCCCCAUAAGCUGUAGACCCUUUCCUGCUCCCCUUUUUAAAAGGAUAAUUGCACCUGAGCAAGAGGAAGGUCAAAUAGGAAGCAUCUCAUUUCCCUGCCGACGCCAAA